AUGCCUCUUCGCUACCGUCGCCAAGUCGACCUCCUUGUCGGUCUUGGCUCCUCUUGUCCGCCAUUUUCUACUACUCUUUCUCUCACUCGCUGGCUCGUGCUCAUGUUCAUUUCAGCCGUCACCCAUCAGGUUGUUGCCACAGUGCUCUGUUGCCUGUUGGUCCAACGAAAAUGGCUGCAGCCUGACAUGCGAGAUGGGCGAAGCCGUCGUCAGACCAGGGCUCAACAA
Molecule: messenger RNA, 228 nt
Organism: Protopolystoma xenopodis
Lineage: Eukaryota; Metazoa; Platyhelminthes; Monogenea; Polystomatidea; Polystomatidae
Source: the annotation of a GenBank genome assembly